Molecule: messenger RNA, 5298 nt
Organism: Alligator mississippiensis (American alligator)
Lineage: Eukaryota; Metazoa; Chordata; Crocodylia; Alligatoridae
Gene: CNTNAP1
Product: contactin associated protein 1
Exons: 21
Coding region: 716-3970 (1084 amino acids)
Source: RefSeq, a predicted model, not a curated record
UAGGCAUUGGCUCUGGCCAGGCUGUAGCCCUGCCAUCAGCGCCUGCACCCUGCUGUUGGUGCAGACAUCAGGGGUGGGGCGGGGCAUGUUCCCCACCCCCCAGUACGUCACCUAUGUCCUGACCCUUCAACACUGAUUUGUCCUGAGAAGCAUGGCAUGGGCUGGGCCCUGCACCAGCCAUUUGUAAAUGUCUCCCAUGUGGUUUGAAACCUAGCACAGUUCUUCCAGAAGUGAGAUUCCCAAAGGAAAUUACACCUUGAGGGAAGCAGCUGCUAUUGCAGAAUAUUCAAACACUGCAUUCACAGAUGCCAAGGCCUGGGAGGUGCAGUUGCCCAGGGAUCACAUGGUCUCACAUGGUCCUAAAAAGCGUAAGCCAGAGGGCCUUUUUCAUUCCAGUAAAAGCUUUACAAAAGGAGUAAGGCAGGAUCUGCUGGCAGCAUUUACAAGCAUCAUUGGACAUCUGUUUCUCUGCCCUGGGCACUCCCAGCCUUUGCUCACCCGUGUCCUGGUUGAGAGGCCAUGUGACAGGCUAAAGCUUCUACGACUUGUGCGCUGGGCCCCUUGAUUCAGCACUCAACCCAUAAUGUAAGGGUCUGAUGUGCUCUACUUUGAUGGGGAUGAUGCCAUCUCCUACCGAUUCCGAGGCAAGACUGUCAGCACCCUUCAGGACACCAUCUCCUUCAACUUCAAGACGUUGGAGCGGGACGGGGUGCUGAUGCACGGGGAGGGCUCACAGGGUGACUACAUCACUGUAGAGCUGAAACAGGCCCAGCUGGUACUGCACAUCAGCUUAGGCAGCAGCCCACUGCACUCCAGUGAGGGGCACACAACAGUGACAGUGGGUAGUCUCCUGGAUGACCACCACUGGCAUUCACUGCAUAUUGACCGCUACGGCCAACAUGUCAACCUGACCCUGGAUGGGGAAGUCAAACACUUCCGCUGCAAUGGGGAUUUUGACCAGCUGAACCUUGACACCGAGGUGUUCUUUGGGGGUGUGGUCAACCAGGAGAAGCAGAGGCUGGUCUAUCGGCAGAACUUCCGGGGCUGCAUAGAGAACAUCUACUUCAAUGGUGCCCACAUUGCUGAUCUGGCUCGCAGGAAGAAGUCCAACAUCCGUUUUGAGGGCCGCGUCGGCCACUACUGCGAGAACCCACCCUACGCACCCAUCACCUUCGCAGGCAUCAACAACUACCUGCAGGUACCGGGGAUCCCACGCAGGAACCGUAUGUCUGUCAGCUUCAAGUUCCGCUCUUGGGAUACGGUGGGGCUACUGAUGUACACCAGCUUUGCUGAUCGCCUGGGCUCCCUGGAGAUGGUGCUGAGUGAGGGCCAGAUCAAUGUCUCCAUUACCCAGCCUGGCAAAAAGAAGCUGGAGUUUGCAGCAGGGUACCGCCUCAAUGAUGGCUUCUGGCAUUCAGUGCUGUUGGUGGCACGGGAUGGCUCAGCUGUGGUAACCAUUGAUGAUGAUGAUGGGGCAGAGUUCCGUGUGGCGCACCCUUUCCAGCUGCGCACUGGGAGCCAGUACUUCUUUGGGGGUUGCCCCAAGCCUGCCUCCAUCACUGGCUGCCUAUCAAACCAGACUACUUUCCAUGGCUGCCUGCAGAUGAUCAGUGUGGACGCACAGCCUGUGGACUUGGAGUUACUGAAAUAUCACCGCCUGGGAAAGUACUCGGAUGUGUUCUUUGAUAUGUGUGGCAUCACAGACAGGUGCACCCCCAAUCUUUGUGAGCAUGGUGGUCGUUGCCUGCAGUCCUGGGAUGAUUUCAUCUGCAUCUGUGACCUGACGGGAUAUCAGGGAGAGACCUGCCACAAACCUGUUUACAAAGAGUCAUGUGAAGCAUAUCGGCUCAGUGGGAAAACAGCUGGGAACUACACUAUUGACCCUGAUGGCAGUGGGCCCCUCAAGCCCUUCACUGUGUACUGCGAUAUGAGAGAGGAUCGAGCAUGGACCAUCAUCCGGCACAACCGGCACUAUGCCACACGGGUGUUAGGCUCCAGUGUGGACCGGCCUUUCUUGGGGGCAGUGGAGUACUGGAAUGCCUCAUGGGCUGAAGUGUCAGCCCUGGCCAAUGCCUCUGAAUACUGCGAGCAGCGCAUUGAGUUCUCCUGCUACAACUCCCGCCUGCUCAACACACCCUCUGGGCUGCCCUUCAGUUUCUGGAUGGGCCGCCAUGACCAGCGCCAUUACUACUGGGGAGGCUCACGCCCGGGCAUCCAGCGCUGUGCCUGUGGCCUGGACAAGAACUGUGCUGACUCCAGGUUCUUCUGCAACUGUGAUGCUGACCAUGCCCUUUGGAGGGUAGACAAGGGACUCUUGAACUUCGUGGAUCACCUACCUGUCACUCAGGUUGUGGUUGGAGAUACCAACCGAUCCAGCUCUGAGGCCCAGUUCCUGUUGGGGCCAUUGCGGUGCUACGGAGACCGGAAUACCUGGAACACAGUCUCCUUCAACAAAGGCACCGUCCUGCUCUUCCCCACCUUCCAGGUCAACCAGAGCCUUGACAUUUCCUUCUACUUCAAAACCACUUCCUUGUCUGGCGUCUUCCUGGAGAACUCGGGCUACAAGAACUAUAUCCGUGUUGAACUCAACACUACCAGGAAUGUGCUCUUUGCCUAUGACAUUGGGAAUGGCCACGAGAACCUGACAGUGAGUUCCAUCUUCCCCUUCAAUGAUGACGAGUGGCACUGGGUGCAGGCCGAGCUCAAUGUGAAGAUGGUGCGACUGCGAGUAGAUGAGCUGCCCUGGGUUGUGCGGGCAGCCCCACCCCAGACCUACGUACAGCUGGAGUUUGACAAGCCCCUUCAUGUUGGGGCAGCUGAGCACAAGCUGCGUCCCUUCCUGGGCUGCCUGCGGGGAUUGCGCAUGAAUGGUGUGACGCUGAACCUGGAGGGCAAGGCUAAUGAGACGGAGGGCGUGCGGGUGAACUGUACCGGCUACUGCCAGAACCCACGGGUGCCCUGCCAGAACAGCGGGCUCUGUGUGGAGCGCUACAGCCACUACACCUGCAACUGCAGCAUCUCUGCCUUCGACGGGCCCUUCUGCAACCGCGAUAUUGGUGGUUACUUUGAGGAGGGCACUUGGGUUCGCUACAACAUCCUGUCAGCUUCACUGUAUGCUACCCAUGAGUUCGCCAGUAUUGUGAGCCAGCCCCUGCCCGGCUACAACUUGACAAGUGAGGAGGUGAGCUUCAGCUUCAGCACCACUUCCGCCCCUGCUGUGCUGCUCUACGUCAGCUCCUUUGUCAAGGACUACAUGGCUGUGCUCAUCAAGGAUGAUGGCAGCCUGCAGUUGCGGUACCAGCUGGGCACCAGCCCCUAUGUCUUCGCACUGACCACCAAGCCUGUGACAGAUGGAAGGCCCCAUCGUGUCAACAUCACCCGUGUCCACCGCACGCUCUACACACAGGUGGACUUCUUCCCUGUCAUGGAACAGCAGUUCUCUCUGUUUGUGGACAGCAAGCUGGACUCGCCCAAGAACCUGUAUCUGGGCCGUGUGAUGGAGACCGGUGUAAUUGACCUAGAGAUCCAGAGGUACAACACACCUGGCUUCUCCGGCUGCCUCUCAGGGGUGAAAUUUAACACCAUUGUGCCUCUCAAGUCCAUCUUCCGCCCGAGCAGCAUGAUGGUGCACUACAAUAUCCGGGGGGAGUUGGUGGAGUCCAACUGUGCAUCCAUGCCUCUCAGCACCAUGCCCAUUCCCCCGGAGAUGGAUCCCUGGUACAUGGGCACAGAGUUCCCUCAUGUGCAUGAUGACGGCUGGAUUGGGAUCAUCAUUGGAUUUGUGAUAUUUCUGCUGCUGCUCCUUGGUGGCCUACUGGUGCUACUGUAUCUCUACUAUCACCGCUACAAGGGCUCAUACCACACCAACGAGCCAAAAGCCAUUCAGGACUACAGCAGUGCAGUCAAGCCCCUUGCCAGCCGCAAGGACCAGAACCUGCCCCAGAUCCUGGAGGAGGCAAAAAGUGACUAGCUGUUGGAACAGGGCUGGGUGGAGGGGAAGGGUUAGCUCCACAGGCACUUGGCAUCCCGCACCCUCAGGAGACUCGCCAGAGGUGUUCCUCUCCCAGGAGCAGUACUGGAGGGUGUCUCCUGCUAUGGCCAGGAGGGUAGUGAGCGUUGCGGGACCAAAAGGCCAACUGAACCCGAACUGCCAAAACCCAAUGCUGGACUGGGGCAGCAACGCCUUCCUCUUGUGCUGCUUCUACCUGCCCACAUCACACCCAGCGUUGCUUGGGGCUGUGCCUUGCAUAGCCUGUGAGUCACCUGUGUGAGGACUGCGUCUUCCUCCUAUUGUACAUCAAGGCCAGCCCCCAAGUACUCAGCCCAUAACAGCCCAGACCCAUGGUGGAAGUCAUAUGCCAGGUGGCUCUACCCACUGUGGUUUGCACUACCAAGCUGCAAGCCCCCUCCCCUUCCCUUUCCCCCUCUGUUGGGGGUCAAGCUGCAGCCAAAACUUCUCCCAACUCCCACAGAAAGAUUGCAGCCAAUGCAUCAACAUGAAGCUGCUUUCUGAGCCCAGGCUGGGACAGGGCUACACAUCUGUGACCUGUAAAAUUGCCCAUCCCAGGCUUACAGAGGCUGUUUUCCACACAGACACCCAGGCAUGGCCCCAGUUGAGAAGACAUGCUUGUAUCUAUUUUACAUGCUCCAAACCUGUUGUUUUGUAGGGGGAAUAUGCACUACAGUAUAGCCUGGCCUUCCACAUGUCUGGUUAGCAAAGAUAGCACUUAGAUUACCUGCUUGUUUACUCGCUUAGCAAAAGCCAUUAAGUGAACCAUGCAAUAUAGAGCAUAUGAGCACAAUCCUUAGGUCGUGCUCUGAAACCUGUGCAAUAUCCCUGCCAGUAUAUGCAGUGGCAGCUGCUGCCAUGCAUGAGCCUGCACUUUGCUGAGAUGCUGCUUCCAUACAAUCAGGUACAGACCAUCUGAUUCUUUCUACCAUUUUUGUUGUCAAGUUCUCUAUUACUCACUGGGUUUUUUUAUUCUGUCACUUUGUAUAAAAAAGUACCAAAACCAACCAAAAAAACCAACAAAACAAAAUUUAACGUCAGAUGCUACAUUUCAAGUGAGUGUUGUGGUAAAUGGUCUGUAGUUUGCUACUUCUCUGUAAGAAGUGCUAGUCGUGCUGAUAACUUCCAGCCCAGUGAAAGUGCCAGUCACACGCUUCAUUGUGAUGAGAUGUUACAGAAAUGCAUUUAUCUUCCCAAAGGCCUGGCUCCACUGGGCACUUUAUUUUUGAAAAAUCUGUUUUGUUGAAUGAAGUGUGAAGAUAUUCAAAUAAAUGCAGAAUGACAGCGUU